This is a messenger RNA of Kluyveromyces marxianus DMKU3-1042, 3696 nucleotides long. RefSeq names its product cd12148 family transcription factor. Gene Ontology annotation, molecular function: sequence-specific DNA binding; DNA-binding transcription factor activity, RNA polymerase II-specific; zinc ion binding. The coding region runs from base 1 to 3696 and encodes 1231 amino acids. Gene Ontology annotation, biological process: DNA-templated transcription; positive regulation of transcription by RNA polymerase II. NCBI's taxonomy places the organism in Eukaryota, Fungi, Ascomycota, Saccharomycetes, Saccharomycetales, Saccharomycetaceae. The transcript has a single exon. The record is from RefSeq and is a predicted model, not a curated record.
AUGGGUCGUCCUCCUAAGAAAGUUAGUUUAGAGAACAUCCAGAGGUUCCAGCUGGAGCUUGAAAUGGCUGGGCAGGAUAUUAACCAGUUAUUGAAGGAUAAGAAAGGGCGUUCGCGAGCAUGUUUGUUGUGUCAGCGACGUAAACAGAAGUGUGACCAUAAGCUUCCGAGUUGCACGGCUUGUUUGAAGGCUGGAGUAAAGUGUGUUCAGCCAGCGCGGUAUGGGUACGAUGGAUCAUCUAGUGAACACCAGAGAAGUACAAGGGAGUCGUCACCGGCAGGUGUGAACUGGGAUGGAGUGAAGAAAAGUGAAGAUUCUCAUGCUGUUAAAAUUAUACCAGAUACUCAUAGUGUGCAUCCAAAACAAGGUGUGAUUACCAACAGGUAUGGCAGUAACGAUCCGGGGUCUGCUGUGAGUGAUUCGAGUAAUGAGGCGAAGGCGGUGAGUAGCAACAACAAUAACAACGACAGAUUCAACUUUGGAGAAUCGGAUAGUUCAAGAUUGACACAAUUGGCCAACGCUGCUGGGCAUGCCAGCACAUCUCCAGGGGUGCGUACAUACUCUAAUGGGAAGGAUAAAAAGUCCAAAACAAAACCUUCUCAUAAGGAUGGAAAGGAUGAAUACACACUGUUUUUGGAAAAGAAACUAAAGUAUUUGGAGAAGUUAGUGGAUAUGAGACCGGACUCGAACUCGUAUAAGGAACGGCUCAGCAAGUACAAGAAGAUUGCUCAUCUUCUAGAUAACGGAGAGCCCGAUCAAGAUGAUAUAACAUCGAUUUUGAAUUUAUCAGAGAAAUCAGCUGAUGCGCAAGCAACUGUUUCUCCUGCUCAACAACAACAACAACAACAACAACCACAGCAGCAGCAGCAAUCUAAAAGAAUUCAGUCCCCUAUUCUACCGCUUCCUCCUAAGGCAGCAUUCCUUCCUUUACAUCAACAAAGCCAAAAGUCCCAACAGCCUUCCGGGCUAGUAAAACCUCCUCAUUCACAUGAACGUGUAUUGAGCUCAUUGGCAUCAGAUUCCCUUGAAUCAAUAGACUACUCCCGCUGCAUUUUUGCAAAAUACAACUUAAAAGAGUUCCUCUCUUAUGAUCCUGCAUUUGAAUUUGAUGAACAGUUAAGUAGAGCAUUCUUGGACACAUAUUUCACAAGGCUUCAAUUUAAGUACCCACUUUUGGAUGAGCAAGAAAUAUAUACCUUCCAUGAUGACUAUAUCAACGACAAUGUUCAUUCUUAUUCUACAAAUGAGUUCCACUUCUCUUGUGGGAGAAUGUGGUUAGUAUUCAGUAUUGCAGCCCAUUUACACAAAACAACCGGGAAAUAUCAAGGAUUGCCUCCAAAUAGAUACUUCUCGACUGCAAUCCGCCAUAUAACUAAAUGUGGGACUAAUCUUACUUUUGUGCAGCAGAUUGAAGUUCUAACACUACUUAUUCUUUACAUUAUCAGGACAGAUCGUGAUUCUAUCGGAUUAUAUGAAAUCAUCAAAGAUGUCACCAAUAUUUGUAAAAAUAAACUCUAUUUGAAUAAAUGGAAUCCCAAGGAUCCAUUCGCUAAUAAGAAAUUAAGAUUAUUUUGGUGCGUAUACCUCAUCGAACGAAUGAUAUGUGUUGCAGUAGGGAAACCAUAUACUAUAGCAGAGUCAGAAAUUGAUCUUCCGUUAUUCAAUAAAGACAGCUUCUACACAAGAGAGGCUGAUAUGAAAAUUCACGAACACGGUGUUCAUUUUAUCAAUCAAUCGUUAAAGCUUCGGAGGAUCGAAUCUACUUUUGUAGAACAACUAAACAUCAUAUCACAAAAAACUGGGACCACUUCCAUCUCAUCAAGUGUUACCAAUCAGAAAAAAUUAAGCACUACGGAGAAGUCAAAAUUACAAGCACAGUUACCACAGGUUAAGAAAUUUUUCCAAGAUUUGGAAAUAUGGAGAUCAAACUGUUCCAUAUCACGAGUUAGAAAUUUCGAAAAUGAAACCUUAAAAUUGUAUUACUAUAGAUCUGUUAGACUGCUAUUGCAGCCAUAUUUGGAACUUCUAGAGCCACAGGAUCGUUUAUUCAAAGAAUGUCAGGCAGCAGCAGGUCAAAUUUGCCAGUUAUACAAAAUAUUUCAUCAGAAGACUGUAUUCGGUCAUUCGACGCCUGCAGUCCACACAGUGUUUGUGGCUGGUGUAACAUUAAUAUACUGCAUGUGGUUAGCUAGAAAUUGGGAUGAUGAAAGAAGGAGGAAAUUGGGCGAUGUGUCCAAGCAUACAAGACCGUUGGUGAGUGGCCUACUCUUUUCUACUAUGGAUGAUUUAAGAGCAUGUUCGGUAUGCUUAUAUGUAAUGGCAGAAAGAUCGAAAUUUGCUAUUAUUUUCAGAGAUACGUUCGAUCAAUUAAUGAACGCUACGAUCGGAAAUUUAAUUGAACGUUGUGGUCCGGAUUCAUCUGAAUUAAUAUAUGUUACAAGUUCGAAGAGAGGUGAGACAACUCCAACUUUGAUCACUAUACCAGAUAAGAACCAUGAUAAUGAUGACAGUAAUAAAGAACUAGAUAGAAAGGGUAUGCCUCCGGCAAUGAAAAGAACAUUUGGUGAAUUUCAAGAGUCGGCUCACGCGGGUUUCGUUGCAAACAGCCAAAUUGAUAUUGAAGAACAAAUGGAAAGAAAACGUAAGCAAGGAGUAUUACAGAAAACGUCAGUCCCAAAAUCAUUAUCGCAUCUACUAGUGAAGUUAGAGGAUGAAGAACAAAAGGAUGAUAAACCAGUUGACAAGGCCACAAAACCAUCUCCUAAACCAAAGGUAAGUUCAACUACCGCGUCUGACGUUCUCACCCCACCAGACCAAAACAGUAUUGGUAAUAAAUAUAUUGUUAAAAAGCCAUCAAACGUAACAGAAUCUGACUGGGAAAUAUUCCAGCAACAGGCUUUCUUACAGCAACAUCAGGCUCAACAAAACUUACAGGCAUACCUCUCUUCUCUAAAUGGUACAAUAGAACAAAAUGCAGGUCAUUCACUUCGCAAACCUAACUUAGCAGACUCUCAACUCAUCAAUAGGACUACUGUCAACCAACCAAGCCCAGCGCAACAACCUUCUUCUUUAAAUGCAAUUAACGAAGGUCAUAUGAUGUUUUCUAAUGUGGAAGCCAGACCGCCAAUUCAGACGUCUAAUGGCUCAUCGCCUGCUGGUUGGCAACAAGGAAACGCGGAAAUACUUUCUAGAAACCAAACUGGUUUCGCGAAGUCUCCUAAUGCAAAUUUGCAACCGAUGUCUUUUUCAAUCGAUCCCUCGCCCAGACCCAAUGACAAUGGUAUUAUCUUUAACAAUGGGACUCAUACCAUGAUUAACAAUAUUUCAACCUGGACGAACGACUCUGUAUUGGACUUAAUGAACAACAACAAUACAUAUACUGAACCAGUAAAUGGGGGUGUAACGAAUGGCAACGGCGGUCUCCAGACAAGUACAACAUCAGAUGGGCAGAAGCCUUAUGUUAUACCAAACAGGGACAACAACCCUGGGCCAUUUAAAUUUAACCCCUCGAUUAAUUGGAGGAAUUCUUCAUUUACCAAUAUGAAUAUACGCCAGCAAGACGGCCAUCAGUCACAGAGACUGGAUAAUCAUCAGGAUCAGCAGCAGCAACCAAACCAACAACAAAUUGAGGCUAUGUUGUCAGUGCCAGUAGAAGAGUUCUGGACCGUUAAUGACGAUUAUGGAUUCCUUGCUUAG